Drosophila ananassae is the source of this 1125-nucleotide messenger RNA. Its product is annotated as homeotic protein female sterile-like. The transcript is spliced from 2 exons. Bases 341 to 1045 code for a protein of 234 amino acids. The record is from RefSeq and is a predicted model, not a curated record. Lineage: Eukaryota; Metazoa; Arthropoda; Insecta; Diptera; Drosophilidae.
AACCCAUUCGACCCCGAAGUUGCCUGUGAGCAAUUUCAAAAGUUUAACGGCUAUCGGUAGUCGGUGCUUUUGUUUUUGUCUGCUUAUUCUUCGAGAUAACGGUGCUUUCAUGUGUAUACUUAUAAUGUAAGCAAAAAAAUUCUAGUUUGCGCAUCAUUUGACGAAAUUAUUUGGAAUGUGCUGGACGUGCCUCGCGUAAAAAGUGUUUGUUGUAUUGUGAGGUAUAUUGAAAAAAAAGUGAUUUACUUUUAAAUUACGCAUUAAAAGUUGAAGAAUCUGAAGAAUUUUCAAAGUAAUAAAGUUGCUUGUGAGCAACCUUGGGCCAUUGCACCACCAAAAUAUGAGACCAAAAGAAAAAGGUUUAUCAAAUGAUGAUAUUGAGAGAAUUGUCAACUUCGAUUGGGAUGUCUCCAGUGACGAAGAAAGUGGUGAUGAAAUGGAAGACAUCUCUGGAGACAGGGAUAGGGAUAGGGAUAGGGAGAGGCGAGGUGGGAGGGGGCCGGGGGAUACCGGAGUCGUCAACAAUCUCGGCAAGGACGUGCGCGGCAAGAAGCACGACGUCAAGAUCAACAUCAUAUCCGACGGGGGCACUGGCCACGCCCACCCGCACCGCAAGCUGGGCGGCGGUGCCAGCGGCAGCGCCAGCAGCAACCGUAGCCGCCAGGUCCAGGGUCCGGGUGGUCAGGGGUCAAGUCCGGGGCAUCGCAGCUUCCUGAAACUGACCGCCGAGUGCCUCUCGAACGUCACGGCCUCCACCUACUGCAACGGGAAUGGGAGCGGAAACGGAACCAGCAUCGCCAUCCCGGACGACAGCAGCACCAACAACUACGGGGACGGGGAGGAGAGCUCCGUGGUGAGCAGCAUGAUGGUGCCGCCGCAGCGGUGGCCUCCGGGCGGCGUCGCCCUCCUGCGCCACAAGGUUCAGCGAGUGCAGCAGCAGCACAUUCUCCUCCAGCACUUUGGAAUGGGACCUGGAGAUCAUGGACCAGCUGGAGCGGGAACGGAGCAUGGACAUCCAGGAGAUGUUGCAGCGGGAUCGGGAUAGGGAGAGGGAGCGGGAACGGGAACGGGAGAAGGGGGGUCGUGGGCGGCAGCUGCCGGACAUCGAGAAGCUAUAUGCCCAGC